Messenger RNA from Armigeres subalbatus, 3273 nucleotides. RefSeq names its product ras-related protein Rab-11B (gene Rab11). The transcript has 5 exons. Gene Ontology annotation, biological process: exocytosis. Lineage: Eukaryota; Metazoa; Arthropoda; Insecta; Diptera; Culicidae. Gene Ontology annotation, molecular function: GTP binding; GTPase activity. The record is from RefSeq and is a predicted model, not a curated record. Gene Ontology annotation, cellular component: Golgi apparatus; recycling endosome. Bases 647 to 1294 code for a protein of 215 amino acids.
AUCAUCACUCAAAAAGAACGAACACAGAGUGCAGUGUGUAGGGCCGACAUUUUGUUUCACAUAGCGAACAACCGCUACGGGUCUUCGCGUGAAGUUCACGGGCAAAGGGGAACUUUAGGACCUCUUUUUCUCGAUCGAAAACCCACCCCGGGUCACAGUGGUGCAGUGCAGUGAAAUUCGACGCGUCGCUUUCUGGCUAUUUCGUACGAACGUUUCAGUGCGGACAGUUGCCACUCCGAUUUUUUCUCCUUUUUACUGUGGACGUGUCCAGGCUAUUGUGUUAUAAAUUGUCUCUGCGGUGCAGUGCCACUGAAAAAGUAAAUCGCAAAUCAAAGAGACCAGUGAAAUCGGGUGCUGGAAGGAUUAUUGGUUGCUUUGUCGGAAAAUUUCCUUCCGAAGAGCAGACGCAGUGCUAUGCAAAAGGAUUGGUCGUGAUUCGAGAAUUUAGAUUAGCUGGAUUGAUCUAGUUAGCCGGAUAUCAGCAAUUGGAGAGGAGCAAAGUCUAGUGUGUUUGACAAAAGGACGUGGCCAAAUACGCGGAUUAUUUGGAUUAGCAGCACCAGUCUCCUAGGGCGCGCACCCACUAGUGUGAAAAGGGGGAGAAAACACACUUGCAAGCAGCACAGCAGUAGACAAAUCAGUAACAAUGGGCACCCGUGAUGAUGAAUAUGAUUAUUUAUUCAAAGUUGUACUAAUUGGAGACUCCGGCGUCGGAAAAAGUAAUCUAUUAUCGCGAUUUACUAGGAAUGAAUUCAACUUGGAGUCGAAAUCAACCAUAGGUGUAGAGUUUGCCACCAGAAGUAUAGAGGUCGACGGCAAAACAAUCAAAGCCCAGAUAUGGGACACGGCCGGCCAGGAACGCUACCGAGCAAUCACGUCCGCGUACUACCGGGGCGCAGUUGGGGCCCUGCUCGUAUACGACAUUGCCAAGCAUCUGACGUACGAGAAUGUGGAACGGUGGCUGCGUGAACUGCGCGACCAUGCCGAUCAGAACAUCGUGAUCAUGCUGGUCGGUAACAAGAGCGAUCUGCGACAUCUGCGCGCGGUGCCUACGGACGAGGCGAAGGGAUUCGCAGAACGGAACGGCCUCAGCUUCAUCGAAACGUCGGCGCUCGAUUCGACCAAUGUUGAAACUGCAUUCCAGAACAUACUCACAGAAAUCUAUCGAAUUGUGUCGCAGAAGCAGAUCCGAGACCCGCCGGAAGGUAGCGUGAUUAGACCAAAUCUGGAAAACAUCGAUGUAAAGCCGACCAAUCCAGCAACCGAUUCGGUGCGAAAACAAUGUUGCCAGUGACCGCCACAAGCAGAAGCAACGCGAUCUGUUUUUAGUUCUGCUACUACAACAACAACUAGAACUACUACUUCAACUGCAUCUACUAUUACUACUAUUAUUAUUACUGCAGCAGCGACAGCAAAGGCGGCAAUAUCAAACAAGACCUUUCACGAUAGUAAUAAUAGGCCCGGUAAUAUAGUUUUGAUUUGAAGCAACCCAGAAACUAAAGCAACAUGGAUUAAAAUACAAAUUGAUUAUUAAAGAACUCAAACAUCCCUCCCCAUUACCUAUUAAAGAUACAAAACACACAGAAAUUAAAGUAGUCAAAUUGGUAAAAUAAACAAAGAGAAAUACCAACUAAUUAAUUAACACACAUACUACUAUUAUCCCUCCUUAAUAAACGAAAAAUCAAAUGACAAAACAAACUAAAAUCUUUCAACAGUACUAGAUGUCAAAACUUUCCAGCGGAGUAGUUGUUUAACACAUGUAUUUGUUGUUUGGAAAGGAACCGAGGAGUACUAAUCCUAAACUUUAGUAUUCUCAAUUAUGACUGUGUACCGUUUACGAUUAAAAAAAUGCACGCAUGAACUACAGCUACGACGGAAAAGAAAAGUCUUCGUUAUUCCUUCACCCUGUUCCCGGUUUUGGUUAACACAAAAUUGACGUUCUUAAGAGUCCGCGAAAAAUAUAACAAAUUCACGUAACAAUUCACACCAUCUUGAUAGAAACAAUUCACAACUUCCUAUGGUUUGCCCAGAUACAGUUGUGUCCACUAUUGGGUUGAUUGGAUGAAAUAAUGAAUAUUAUGUUUAUUGUUUUUUUUGUUCGUUUCUUCGUCUAAUUUCGGUGGAGUUCUCACAGAGGUAAAAACACACUGCAGUAACGCAACGCAAACCAGCUAGUAGAAAUUACGCUUUAGUGAAUUUAAAAUGCUGCUUUACACUGCAUAUGACAGGCAUAAUAUUCGAUAGAAAGAGGAGGGCUGGGAGACGGGGAUGCAUCUGAAAGCAAUUGAAAAGGAUACAGAUACACGCAUAAAACAUGCAAAAAAAAUGCAGUAAAACAGUCGUAUGGAAGAACAUACAUACAUAGGUGAUAUGCAAGAGGAGGAUGAAGUAUAUUUUAAAUUAAUUAUGAUCAAAAUGGUAAUUACAAAUAAAAUUCACUUGAAGAAUAAACAAAACCCUAUGACGAGAGAAGUUUUCUUUAUUUCUUGAAACAUCAGCAAUGCAACCGAUCUUUUUCUCAUGAUGCUAGUAGAAAAGGAAUAUGGAGGUGAGUAUGAUCGUAAAACAAAUGCUAGCCCAAAUGUCUUACAUUGAACUAUUUUUCGGUAUUUGGAGAAUGUUAUGCUUCAUGGAAAAUAAAUCUUAAAUAUUUACUUGGAAUUUAUUUUAUAAUGUACCUACGUUCAAACCACAGAGUUGUAAUUCUACACAAAUUACUAUUUGAGGAACCUAUAGCUAAAUCAUACAUAGGGAAGGUGCUCCACAGUACAUUGAGUAACUGGCCUAGUUCCUGAUGAGCAUAUUUUUUUCCAAAUUUUAAUAUUUUUUAUUGCAUAGCCUACCUCGUCGAUGUGUAUUUUUUUAAAUUUUGUUUUGUUUGAUCCUGAGAGGUAAGAAAACCGUGCUUGAUUUUGAAAGGUCGCUAAGAAAAUUGGAAGAAAAUAGUAAUUGUAGUAGUCGAUAAGUCAGAAGUAAUGAAUAAGGAAAACAAAGAUCGGCAAUUAUUUAUGUAGGAGAUGAGGUAAUAGAAAAUAGAAAAAAAAAACAAUAUUCAAAUAAUAUGUAUAAUGAAACGAGCGGAAUAAUUAUUAAACGAAAACAAAACGGUAACGUUGAAAAAUAAAUUUAACGACAGCAGAUUUGACAGAAAAUUGCAUUAUUUUUUGUUAAAUUAUAAUUGAUUUAAAUUUUACUUUAUUAACUAUUAUUCACUAUUAAACAAUAUACUCUAUUAUUAUUACAAAUGAAACGUAAUAAAAAUAAUGAAAUGUG